CUGGAAUCAUGAAAAUCGUCACUCAUUUUACGUCACUUUAAGUUCACUUUUCGUAACUUCAAUAAUAACUUCACGACUUCACUGUCCUCACGUCUUUACAGACAUUUUUCAAAAAGAACUUUCGAAAAAGUCUCGAUAACUUUGCUUCAAAAAGUUGGAGGUUCAAGACUAAAAAUGACUACGGGUAACGCUAGUUCUGAAAGACAGGAGGAAUACACGCUGCAAUCGACUGGCAUGUCAACGUACCCAUCAAACUUAUAUCAAUAUGAGUUAGAGGCAGACAGAUAGAUAAAAGAGUUGCACCCGUGUGCAUUUUUUCAUUAUUUUGGUCAAGUGAAUGACGGGUUCAGGGGAGAAUACGGGUGUAACACUCGUUUUCCUGGGAACGCUGCUCCCCUGUUUCAGGAAUAGGGACCCUGAUGCAUCCCUACCAUGAUCCACUUCGAGCAGCUCUUUUCUCGACCCAUGGGGGGUCUUGUCAUCACAACAAACAUCAGUUUAUGAAUGAGAUGUUGUGUCAUGUAUAUUCUUCUGCAGUGAAUGGAAUACAUGGACUCAUGCCAAAAACACGUCGCCCGUUUCGUGUGAUUCCUGAAUGAGUUGGCCAGCUGAAUGGAGUUUGGAAGUAGAGCACGGUAAGGUGAAAAAAAAAAUCCUUUUCGGUUUCGAUAACUUUCAAUUCAUUUUAAAAUCUUUCAUCAAUCAGCAACCUGUGGAUUUUCCAGUUUUAAUUUCGCACAUUAAUUUGGUCAUAAUACAGUCGCAUGUAGUCAUAAUACAGUCGCUUGCAAUCGUUAUAAACUCUGUGCAGUCCGAGGUGCAGUCACAUGUAGUAGCGUACAUUCCAUAUACACUCGCGAAAAAUCGUGAGCAGUCGCUGCGAGUAGAGCCUGUAAUCUUGUUAGAAAUUGCUGAAAAGUCAAUGCAAUCAACUAUCAUCUUUGAUGAUGAUGAUCCUUUUAUGUCAAAAGGUCUCACAAUCAUUUUGGCAGACCCACAAUCACCAGGAAAUCUAUGACAAUCCUUGGAAAUCACUGCGAUUUCCAUGGUAAUCCUCAACAGUCACCUCAAAUCAUCGGACAGUCUCACAAAUCGCAGCGACUGCCAGGAAGUCAUAGGAUUGUCGCAAUACGUGUACAUUUUUUGAAGGAGUGGUUACCUUUUAUCCGUGUUAAGAUGUCAUUGAGCAGAAUAUUAGGAUCGAUGCAAAAGAAAGGCUACGCGGUCCAAGUAAUUUUAUUCACCUCAUAGCUAUUAAUUUUCUCACCUAACAGGCACCUGUCACUCUGACAAUCAGAUAAAUCAAAAUUCUAGCAAAGUUAGCACACACAUUUUUUUUUUUUCAAAUUUCCUGUAAUUAUGCAAGCCUGGUGUCAGGACCAGCCACAGCCCACACAGCACAACGAAGACUGAUGCAUUCAAAUACCGCAAAAGCCAUAUGAAGAUGACAAGGGAACAUUAAAUCAAUCUUCCGUUUUUCAUCAUUAUUAUCAAAUUCCUUGCGCCACUUGCGGUGAAACACAUUAUCAGCAAAGCACCACUGUAGUUGGGACUCUACCUCACAAGCAAUCAGCAAUGUCUAGCUACUAUUCAAAUAUUUCUAACAAAGGACAAAAACCCGAAAGGGCUAGUUACUUUUCGACUGUUUCAAAUAGACAAGGACAACCUCCAAGGGCUAGCUACUUUUCAACUUUUUCAAACAAGCCAGCACAACAAGCAAGGCCUAGCUACUUUUCGACUAACAAACAGCCAUCAUAUAACUUAGGCUCACUAUACAAUGGAAGAAAGUCUAUGUUUAAGCGAAAUGGUUUAGAUUGGGAUGAUGACGAAAUUGAUAACAGGCCAAAGAAUUUUGCGCUGCAAACCUGCAAAGACACAGGAGUUGGAGAUUGUCCAAUUUGUCUUGCCAGAAACGUAUGCCAUCAAGAAACAUGUCAACUUUGCUAUGAAGAAAAUGUCUGCGGUCCCAACUUGAAAAACUGCCCCUUCGGCUUAGCAGAGGAAACGCAAACUGAGCUUUGCAAUGAGACAGGAAUCCCGUGCGGCUGUAAAGAUUAUUGCGAAUCAACUGGGGUCCAGUGCAGAUGUAUCAAUAAAAGCUGCAAUACUAGCCAACAUUGUAUGUUAGUAGAUAACCAAUGUGUUUGCCCUUUCACCCAGGAAGAGUGCAGAUGUAUUGACAAAAGUUGUCAAACUACCCAAUCGUGCGUCAUUUUAGAAGAAGGAAGCAUAUUUGAUGGCUUUCAAGACAUACCCGAUGACACUCCUCAUACAACUCCAAGCUUCAGAAGUACUCACGAGGUGAGAAGUGCAGAUCCAAAUAUCAAAAAUGAGUCCACUCAGAUUCAACAAGAAGUUAUUUAUAGUACACCCAGUGGCACCAAAAAACCAACCACUAGUUAUGUUAGUGUUCAAGAAAAGCAUUGUGUGAUUCCUGAGGAAAAUAGAGAUUAUGACGAAGGCACUUUCUUAUGCGAUGCAAAGUUGCAGCAACCAGCUCGUAUAGUUCGCUUAAGCAAAAGCCAGGAAGGAAAAUACUAUCGUAAAUCCUCUGGAAGCUCAUCUGGAAACGAUACUGAUCACUAUUCUAUUACCUUCGAAGGUGAAGCAGAAGAUAGUGAUUCACAUAAGGGUACGAAAAAAAAGUGCAACUGGAUCUCUAAAUGUUUAUACAGAAAGAAAUCUACAUCUAAAACAACUCAAGCGUCCAGAAGUAGUAAAGGCGACAAGAAAACUGUCCAAAAAUCAGAAAUUGUAAUACUAGCACCAAGGAAAAGAUCUGGUACAAAUAAAAUUGAUAACAAAAAGCAAAAACCGAAGAUUUGCCGCAAAAAACAUUCAGGUCCUGAGAGGAUUGUUUGUGUUAAAGAGUGCAGAAUAAAAAGGUCGGACACUUGCAAGAAAAAGCCGCUAUGUAAUCUCACCUGUAAGCAAAUGCCGCCCUGUAGUCCGGAAACUUGCAAGCAAAUGCCGCCCCGUAAAUCGGACAUAUGCAAGAAUAAGUCAACCUGUUGUCCAGGUCCUAGCGAAUGCAAGGAGUGGAACAGAAAACCAAAAAAAUGAAGCUCCCAACUCAUUUGGUGCUUUGCCUUCAUUGUUAUUGUUUUGUAGUUUUGUUGCCAUUGAAUAAAGAUGUUUUAACUGAAUCAUUACAAUAAAAAUUUGAAAAAAAAAACAAAUAAAUAGCCGUAAAACCUUAAGUCACAUCAUUAAAUAACUCGUUCAAACUAUAGUAUGCUUUACUCGUCAGUUUCUUUGCUUCUAUACGAAGCCUCUUUUCAAUGUUGAGCUUUCUGAUCUUUAAAGGGAGUUUAUUAAAUUAUUUUCUGCCUUCAUAUAUGAUAGAGCUACGGAUGAGUUCUCACGUAAUCCGGGCGCGUAUUGUAUUGACUCCUUUAGCUCGAAUUCGCACUUAUAUUUCCUGAAGACGACACAGGCCGUUUCCAGAAUAACAGAGAAUUAGAAUACUGUGGCUUAGAAACAGAGGGCGAUACGAAUCCCGAGGUUUGGCUCCACACAAGUAUCUGAUGGCCAUUUUCUGAAGUAAGAACACUGAAUUAAAAAUAUAGUCAGAGCAAAAGCCCUAGAAGUAGAUUCCGUAUCGAAUAUGGGACUCAAUAAUCGCGAAAUAUACGCACAUUUGGCAAUGGAGAAAUUUAGGUUAUUAGCAACCAGACGGAAUUUUGUUGCAUACUUUUGCAAUAUGGUCUUUAAACUUAAGGGACCUAUCUAUCGACGAACCUAGGAAUGUAUGAAACGUUGGCGUAGUGAUGGGUACAUUUUGUAAGUAGAUAUCCUCAGUAGCACAUUCAAACUUGAGGAUUUUGGUCUUGGAUGUAUUGAAUGUCAGAGAAUUGGCGUCGCACCAGCACUUUAUUUCAAGCAAAUCCGUCCUCAUAUUGGCCUCCAUUCUACCAACAUCAGAAUCAUGCCAGAGGAUAGUGGUAUCGUCUGCAAAGUUUGUGAAUCUACCCGUUAUCUGGAGAUGUGGCAGAUCAUUCAUAUAAAUGAGGAAAAGCGAGGGACCAAGUACCGAGCCCUGUGGGAGCCCCCACUAAUAUCAAGUUCCUUAGAGGUACCACUAUUAAACUUGACAGUCUGAACGCGAUCCGACAGGUAAGAACGAAACCACUCUAGGGCAGUUCCCUGAAACUAUACGCACCCUUAUUUCUGAUAUUACUGGAUAUACAUAUAAGCUCUUUUAUUUCCUGAUACUUUGGUCAAUGAAGUUAUAAAUUUUGAAGACUGUAUCUUCAGAAUAGGUUGGCGAAGGAGAAAAAAAAAUUGUCACAACUCCCCCUUUCCUACGACAGGAGGAAAAGUAACACAGGAAAUUUUUCCGACGAUCAGCCAAGCUUGAGAAACAAGACAGAGAUGGGGAAAGUUAGAGAGAGAGAAAACCUCGGAGAAAACAAAAUAUCAAUAAGCAAAGACAUCAAAUAUGAAGGCCAAGUAAAGCUUUGUGUAUAGUAUCUGCUUACUUCGCCUCAAGAAAAACCGCGAAGGUAAGAUAACCAUCAUCAGGUAAAGUGAAAGUAAAGGUAAAAAUAAGCAAAAUGGUAGAAGAGAAAAAAAAAAGAAAGAAAAGAAUGAGAAGUAAGGAAGCUUUGGCCGUCCUGUGGUGAAAUCUCCUAUAGGUCGUUCCUACCUGUGGUGGGACUCCGUGCCACGUAGAGUUCGACAUAUCGAAACAUAUCGCA
Molecule: messenger RNA, 4700 nt
Organism: Ceutorhynchus assimilis (cabbage seed weevil)
Lineage: Eukaryota; Metazoa; Arthropoda; Insecta; Coleoptera; Curculionidae
Source: the annotation of a GenBank genome assembly